Molecule: messenger RNA, 5704 nt
Organism: Selaginella moellendorffii
Lineage: Eukaryota; Viridiplantae; Streptophyta; Lycopodiopsida; Selaginellales; Selaginellaceae
Product: plectin
Exons: 18
Coding region: 30-5588 (1852 amino acids)
Biological process (GO): intracellular monoatomic cation homeostasis
Cellular component (GO): mitochondrial inner membrane
Molecular function (GO): ribosome binding; calcium ion binding
Source: RefSeq, a predicted model, not a curated record
ACUGAGCAUGCAGCGCGCUUUGAUCUGGUAUGGAUGAUGCCGGAGCUCCGGAUUCCUCUUGCAUUGUAGAUCGCGAGCAGGGAGGAAUCGGUCAAGAGAAUGGCGCGGCGGCAAUGCAGGAGGAGCGAUCGGGCGGCGAGCCAGCGCCCGAUGUUCCAGAGAUUCCAGAGAUCGUCUUGACCAAGGCGCUGUGGCGGCAGAUUAGGAGCUUGCAAGAGACCGAGAAAGAGGUACAAGAGAGGCUAGAGAGGCAGAAGGUCCAGCAGCUGGUCGACAAGGUAGAAGACGAGGUGGAGUAUGAGGGAAUUCUGGACGAUGUGUGCUCGAGGAUUAGAGCCGAGGAGGAGGCCAUGGAGGUGGAGCGACGAGAGCGUGAGUGGGAGCUCGAGCGUAGAGAGCAAGAACUGGAAGAACAGGUGGAAGUGUUGAAGGAUAGAGUUAAGAGAUUGGAGGAAGAGCUUAGAAUGGCACAGCUUGAAAGCACGCCGGCCGAUGUGAUGCAGAAGAUGCUCCACGAGGGGGAUGGAAAUCAAGCUCUGAUGAUCGAGAAUGUGGUACCGAAAGAUAUCGAAGUGCUCGAUGGUGGUGGUGGUGGUGAUGGUGAUGGUGGUGACAAGCCGCUGCCAAAUCCCACCCACGACAUCCUCGUCGCGUUUGAGGACAUGCUCAAGGAGGCGGACGAGCGGCACGAUCGAGAGAAGAAAGCUAUGGAAGAUACCAUUCUCGAGAAAGAGAAGACCGAGAGAAAGUUUCGGCACGAGCGGUACGAAUGGCGUGCUCGUCUCAAGCAGAUGGAGAGCCAGAUGCUGGCGAUGGAGAAAGAGAUUGGACGCGCUUCCGGACUGCUGAAGGAAAGAGAUUCUGUCGUGGCGAUGGAGAAGGAGCGGAGACUGGCCGCGGAGGAAGCGGCUGCAAAGUUUUCUAGUCUGCUCAAGGAUGAAAGGUUGGCGCACAAAUUUGCGACGGUAAAGCUCAAGAAGGUCGAGAGUUUUUUCAACAAGCUGAAGGACAGGAUAGCGAGAGAGAAAGCUGGAAAUGCGAGCAGUGCCUUCCUCACGGAACUUGAGAAAGAAGUUGGGAGGCUCUCGUCGAUUUUCAGCGUGAAAAAAGACUUGCACAAGGCGAUGGAAGGCGAGCAGUUUGAAGCGUUGAAGAAGCAGCGUGACGCAGCCGUGGCCGAGAGAGACAAGCUCGAAGAGAAACUUAACCGGUUGCUAAAGAGGUCUAGGGAUCGAGAGGCAGAAAUCGAUGCGAUGUGGCUUGAACGGGAGAAGUUGCUUAUCGAGAAGGUGACUUCACUGGAAGAGAGGACGGAACGGUAUGAAGAGGAUAUUGCGUUGGAGAAAAGAUCGCGGAGACAAAAUGCCGGAGAGUACCGGAAGGAUUGGGAUAAUGAAAAGAGUGCGCUGGAGGAAGCCGUUCGGGAUAGAGAAAAUGCGCUAAAAGCACAGAGAGAGGAGACUCAACGUCUUAUAGAAGAGAAGGACCGAGAGCUUCAUACGCUUAAAACGGUGCACCAACAGCUGCUGCGCGACCUUGCUCUGUAUAAGAAGCAUAAGAAGCAGGACCUUGAAGAACGAACCGACUCUUCUCAGGAUACCAGGCCGGAACAAAGUGUCGACCAAAGUGGCGAUGCAAUGGCUGUGGACCUUGAGAGACAUUCAGAAGGAGCUUCAAACAGAUCGGACAGCGUGGGAACAGAGAAGGCGAGUUCCGAAAGAAGCGAGCUGGAAGAGAAAGUUAUUGACACACUAUCGCUGGUGGAGGAGCUGAAAAGCAAAAUGAACGAGAAGGAAAGCCAAAUGCAGUGGGAAAGAAAGCAAAUGGAGACCAUCGUAACCAACAGGACUGCUGAAGCCGAAAGCCUGAGGAGACAGCUCGAGUCAAAGGAGCUUGAGAUGGAAACUCGGGUCGACAAAUUCCGGAGCGAAAUGCAGCUUAUGGAACGGGAGCUUGAGAAGGAAAGACUGGAGAGAGAAAGUGUGCUUGCAUCGAAGGGGAAGCUAGUGGCAGAGGUGCAGAAGAGAGUGAACGAGAUGGUGCAAGAGCUGUCAAGUUUGAGGUUGGAGUUGCGCAAGAAAACGGAGGAGCUUGAUUGCUUGAAAAGAGAGAAAAGGAUGGAAGAAGCUCGCAUUUCGAAGGUGCUUGUGGUCCAGAAAGAGCUCGAAGACGAAGUCUCAAGGUUGCAGCACGAGAACGCGGAGCUAAGUUUUGCAGUAGCAGCUCCAGAGAACGGCAUGGACAGUGAACGGACAGGAGACACAAGCAGCAGUUCUGGUGACAAGAGACACGAAGAGUGGCAAUUUGCUCUGGAGAAGGUUGCCGUAUUCGACAAGCAGAUUAGCGAGGCAAUGCUUGCGAUACAAAACCUGCGGGAAGAGCUGUGCGUGAAGGAGGCUGAGCUACAAAAGGCCAGGAGUGAACCCGAACUGGAGCUAGAAAGACGGGAAGAAGCGUGGACGCAAGAACGAGAACGCCAAGAGGCAAUGUACGCACAGAAGGUGGAAACUUGGAGGAGAACGGAGCAGAAAAUUCUGGCCGAGAAGACGGAGCUGCUAAAGGUGCUAGAGACGGAGCGCUCUGAGAGCUCCGAUGCGAUCGCGCUCUUAAACGGGACCAUCAGAGAACUGCAGUGGACUUUGAUGAGGAAAGCUCCGGACGAGAGCGUGGAUCACUUGUUCAAGAGCACGCCAAAAGGUGACAUGGUUAAAGUUCACGCUUCUCACUUGAACGAGGUGGAUCAGUACAUAUGUGAGCUGAAAGGCAAGGUGGUGGAGCUGGAGAGAUCGAAAGUGAAGAAGCCAACGAGAGAGGAAGAGCUGGACGAAGCCUUGCUUCAUGUGGAGAAGGAGAUGCUGAGCGUUUCUCCGGAUAGGAGGUCCAGGCUGAUCAAAUAUGGUUCUCCGCCGUCAGUGCGACCGCGAGCAGUCGAGAGAAGCCUCACGAGCUUGAUGGUCCAACCGGGAACUUCGAGUGAUCGAUCAUGGAAUCCUCUAAGCUGCGUGUCCAGGGAUAACACGAUCGAGGACCGAUGGACUCAUGAAUUGCCGGCUCCGGAAGCUCUUUCUCUGGCAGUACCACCGCGGCAGCAGAAAAAAUGGAUAGUUGACACUUCCUGGCUCGAUCAAGUGCGAAAGGAGCACUCGUUUCUAACACAACAGCUUGCUUUAGAGCGUCAGAGACUCGCAGCUCUUGGCCAGGUCGAAGCUGAGAAUCACUGGCUGGAGGCGAUGAUGCUGAGAGCCUUGGAGCAAAAGAAAGAAUGCGAGCUCAAGCUUUCACAGCUUCAAGACAAGAUUUCUCCUUGGAGCCAGAAAAGAGUCGCAUUGACGAUGCUGCGUAGUGUUGACCAGCGCAGGCUUGCGAGGCGAUUCGUCGCGCCUCGGCUGCAUUCUCUCCAUUCCUUUUCUUUCCUCCAUCAGAAUGCUCCCGCAGGAGAAGCCGCGACGCCGAGCUUCGCCCCCGAUCAUGCCCUCCAGGAUCGCAAGGCCGCGGCAUUUCGAGGAUUGGGGCCUUUUGGCGUCGUCCAAGGAUUGGCGGAGGAGAAAUUUCAGGCCAGCGCUGGAGCGAAAUCCAGGUUUCUGUCUAGCUCCACCAGGUUUCCUUGCGCGCCAUCGCGCUCGUCGGCAGUCCAGGUCGAUGAGGACGAGCCGGAAGAAAAGCCGGCCAAGCACGAUCCAUCUCCGGAGGAAUGCGACCAGGCAGUGGAAGGAUUGAGCUCCGCCAAGGCCAAAGCGCUCACCAAAGAAGCUCCAAAGAAAGUUAGCGUUGUGACAAGGGUGUGGAACGCUCUGAUCGGGAUUGGACCAGCGCUCAGGGCCAUCGCUUCUAUGAGCAGAGCGGACUGGGCUGUGAAGAUCAAAGGGUGGUCGAAGUCUCUCAAGGAAACUCUGCAGCACUACUGGCUCGGGACAAAGCUCCUGUGGGUUGACGUGAGGAUCUCGUCGCGGCUUUUGUUAAAGCUUCUCCGGGGACAGACUUUGUCUCGCCGCGAGAGGAAGCAGCUGACGCGAACAGCGGCCGACAUUUUCAGAUUGGUCCCGUUUGCGGUGUUCAUCAUCGUCCCUUUUAUGGAGUUCCUUCUCCCGGUGUUUCUCAAAGUCUUUCCCAACAUGCUCCCAUCGACGUUUCAAGACAAGAUGAAAGAACAGGAGAAGCUGAAGAAGAGGCUGAAUGCACGCAUGGAGUACGCGAGGUUCUUACAGGAGACAGUGGAGGAAAUGGCCAAGGAGGUAAAGACAAAGAGUAACAGCAGCGACGUCCAACGGACUGCCGAGGACUUGACUGAGUUCUUAGUGAAAGUUCGAACUGGUAGGAGAGUCAGCAACGAGGACAUACUUGCAUUCGCAAAGUUUUUCAACGACGAGCUGACACUUGAUAACAUCUCCAGGCCCCGGCUUUUAAACAUGUGCAAAUACAUGGGGAUUCAGGCGUAUGGAACUGACGCAUACUUGCGGUACAGCCUUCGUCAAAAGUUGGCUCGCAUCAAAGCCGAUGAUAUAAUGAUUCAAACCGAAGGCAUAGAUUCUCUAUCAGAACCGGAGCUGGUGUCAGCGUGUAGAGAACGAGGAAUACUUGAAAUCACUUCUGUUGACGAGCUAAAACAACAGCUACGCAACUGGCUCGAUCUGUCUUUGAACCAUGCUCUUCCCUCUUCACUGCUUAUCCUCUCGAGGGCGUUCCUCUCUGGCAACCUGAAGCUCGAAGAAGCAGUCCAGGCAACGCUGCUUUCUUUGCCGGAUGAGGUCGUGGAAUCCGUCGGUGUGACGGUCCUUCCAAGCGAAGAUGCUCUGGAAGAGCGGCUACGGAAGAUAGAGUACCUGCAGUCGCAGGAGGAGUUUAUCAAGGAAGAGGCAGAAGACGAGGAAGAAGAACUGGAGAGACGACGCAAGCAAGAGGCAGCUGAACAAGUUGACAAGGCACUAUCAGAGAUGAAGGUGUCUACUGCGCAGGAGGCUGUAGAGCUAGCAAGGGAGAAGCGGAAAGAGCAACAAGACAGACUGUGCAAGCUCAGUAGCGCACUUGCUGUCUUGGCCUCGGCAUCCUCUGUCAGCAAGGAAAGGGGAGAGUUCCUGCGGCUUGUCAACAAAGAGAUUGGAAUCUACAAUAGCAUGCUGGAGGACACAGGCGCGGAAGAGGCGAAAAAGGCAUAUCAGGCCGCAAGAAUGAAGGACAAAGAGGAGGACAAAGACGACGCGUCUACUGGCACGAAGAUCUCACAAGCCUUGAUUUCGAAGGUUGACAGAAUGCUCCAUAAGCUGGAGAAGGAGAUUGACGCUGUGGAUGCCGAGAUUGGAGACAAAUGGAGAAUCCUGGACAGAGACUCGGAUGGUAAAGUCACAGCCGAGGAGGUGGCCGCGGCGGCGAUGUUCCUGAAAGACACCCUGGGCCACGAGCCUGUCCAAGAGCUCGUUAGCAAGCUCGCGAAAGAUCCGGAGGGAAAAAUUCUAGUGGAGGACAUUGUGAAGCUUGGCACCACGGCGGACUCGGAAGUUCUAGCGAAUGAGUUGAAUGAAAGCGCGAAAAAGAAGAAGCAGAAGCAGCAGCAGGAGCAGCAGCAGGAGCAGCAGCAGCAGCAAAAGAGCUGAAAAAAAUUUUGAUCCGAGAAGUUCUAAAUUUUUUCUUUUUCUUCUUUCCUCCAGAGUGAGAAAGAACGAACCGAGUGAGCUCGUUGUGUAUAAAAUGGAGAAGAGAUAUUGUUACC